AUGAGGUGGCAAAGUGCAGUGGUUUUCCUGGCGACACUUGCGGUUGUGGCGUCAGAAAAUGACCCGAAAGUGUGCUUCUCCUCGGGAUGCGUCCUGGGAAAGACAUCUCUUGGCUUCCAUCGUCCUUACGAGGCCUUCCUUGGCAUUCCCUACGCGCGACCGCCUGUCGAGGGUCAGAGAUUCCGCAAUCCUGAGCCAAUUGAGAGCUGGACUGGCGUGAAGGACUGCACGAAGGGGGCAAAUAUGUGUCCGCAAAAGAAUUACUUCGGCGACACAGAUGAUGUUAUUGGAGAUGAAGAUUGCCUCUACUUGAACGUCUAUCGGCCGCUGUCCACGAAUCCCACGAGCCAGAGACUCCCCGUGAUUGCAUACAUUCACGGAGGGGGAUUUGUCUCCGGAACAGCACACCCGGAUUUGCACGGAGCGGAUUACUUCAUGGACAAUGGAACAGUGAUUCUCGUCACUGUGCAGUAUCGAUUGGGCGCUCUGGGAUUCCUCUGUUCGGGCGAUUCGGCGAGUCAGGGCAAUUUUGGGCUCAAGGAUCAAGUGCUGGCGCUCAAGUGGAUCCAGGACAACAUCAUGAAGUUCGGCGGGAAUCCACGAAUGGUCACGCUGAUGGGCCAGAGCAUCGGAUCCAUUUCGGCCCAGGUUUUGAUGACGAAUCCUCAGACGAGAUAUUUCUUCAAGAGAGCAAUUCUUCUCAGCGGAUCAAUGCUCACCAAAUGGACUAUUUGGGACAAUCCUGUGAAGAACUUCCGUGCUCACGCAGAAGCUAUGGAGUUGUCGAAUUUUGCCACUAGAAGCACUCAAGAUAUCAUCGAUGAGAUGCGGAAGCUCGAUGUGAAAAAAGUCGUGAGGGCGACAAAUGUAGUUUACGAGAAUGACUACUCAACUCCAUAUAGAUUCUGCCUCGAAGGACGCUGGUCAGGCGCUCUGAUUCAGGAAGAUCCGCGAGAAGUGUGGAAGAAGGGAACUUACAGGCAUCGUCCGUUCAUGAUGGGCGUUGUGGCCAAUGAAGGAACGCUUGGGCUAGAUUUCAUCACGAAUGCGACUGUUUUGGAGGAGUUCAAUGAGAAUUUGGAUAAGAAUCUUGCGGAUUUCCUGGACAUUGACGAAAAUCUCGUUCCUUCUGUCAGGGAUUUCUACAUGAAAAGCAGCGCGUCGAUUGAUAAGACGGAUCUGAUGGGAUUUUUAAAGAUGCUCAGCGACAAACUCUUCUUUUAUCCUGUCUACGAGUCCGUUCGGCAGUACAUUCAGUACGGCAGCAACAAAGGAACGCCUGUUUUCCUCACCAAAUUCAACUUCAGAGGCUCUCAAUCGUUCACCAGUAUACUCUACGAUUUGCCCGUUGAUCACGAAUUUGGCGUCGGUCACUCAGAUGAUCUGGUCUACCUCUUCACAUCGCCGGCAUUGUUUCCCGAAGGUUUUGCCAAGGAUUCACUGGACGCGAAGAUGGUGGAGAAGUAUGUAAACACCUUCGUGGAGUUCGCAACAGUUGGAAGGCCACUAAACGCUGGCGCCGUGCGGAAGUGCAAUCGCAUGAACUUUGACCCGUUCUGCGACUAUCAGGAGUUCAGGCGAAAGACAGUGGAAGUGAAACUGCCGACGGACGUGAAAGAGCAACUGGAAGAUGUUCAGGUGAUCGUGACAAAUUCCUUUGACACGGAAAUGAUCACUUUCUGGAAGAAUCUCCUCGCCAAGUGA
Messenger RNA from Phlebotomus argentipes, 1704 nucleotides. RefSeq names its product juvenile hormone esterase-like. The record is from RefSeq and is a predicted model, not a curated record. The transcript is spliced from 3 exons. NCBI's taxonomy places the organism in Eukaryota, Metazoa, Arthropoda, Insecta, Diptera, Psychodidae. The coding region runs from base 1 to 1704 and encodes 567 amino acids.